AUGGGGCAUCUAGCUCUCCUGGGUGGAUUAGUCCUUCCCUCUGGGGUGGAGUUUAGUGGUCUACAAGGGCCAUGGACUAUGAGCAAAAAGUUGGAGCAGAACAAGCAGCUGGUGAAUUUUUUGCUCAGAGGAGAUAGAGGAGCUUUGCCUUUAGUUCGUUUUUGGUUUCGGCCGGCCGGUAAAGUAUCGGAGUUUCCGACCGGAGGUCGGAGACAAUCUUUCUCGGCUAGUCGAGGCUUGAUCGCGCUCUGUGUUGAUGAUCUGAGGAGCAGGGGGCCGAGUCUUUCGCGCGUGUUCGCCGAUGGAAAGUGUCAUUUUCCCCUCGUCUGCCAGGGCGCACCAUGUGUCAGUCACCUCCAUAGUUGCUUCAUCCACUUCAAGAGCUGUCUCACCCUUUCCCCUGAUGAAUCUGUUGUCAGUGUGACCUUUGUCAUGGCAUCACCAGUUAACAUCAUUGUUGGCUCUCAUGUAUGGGUUGAGGAUACAGUCUUGGCAUGGGUUGAUGGACAAGUGAACCGGAUAGAUGGCCAAGAUGUUCACGUUCAAACCACGAAUGGGAAAAAGCAUCAUCUCUUGUUUUCUAAUUCAUGCUGCUCUUGCUUGGAAGUAGUUGAGAUGGGAAAUCUAAUGUACUCUAGAAUGCAGGUUGUUGCAAACAUCUCAAAAGUGUUUCCAAAGGAUACUGAAGCUCCACCUGGAGGUGUAGAUGAUAUGACUAAGCUUUCAUAUUUACAUGAACCUGGAGUUCUGCAAAACCUCGCUGCUAGAUAUGAACUUAAUGAAAUAUAUACAUAUACUGGAAAUAUUCUGAUCGCAAUAAACCCUUUCCAAAGAUUACCUCAUCUAUAUGAUACUCACAUGAUGGAGCAAUACAAAGGGGCAUCCCUUGGCGAGCUUAGUCCUCAUGUUUUUGCAAUUGCAGAUGUUGCUUACAGGGCAAUGAUCAAUGAAGGGAAGAGCAACUCCAUUUUAGUUAGUGGUGAAAGUGGUGCUGGUAAAACUGAAACGACAAAAAUGCUGAUGAGGUAUCUUGCAUACUUGGGUGGUCGUUCUGGAGUGGAAGGACGGACAGUUGAACAACAAGUUUUAGAAUCAAACCCAGUGCUUGAAGCAUUUGGAAAUGCCAAAACUGUCAGGAACAACAACUCCAGUCGUUUCGGUAAAUUCGUUGAAAUCCAAUUUGACAAAAGUGGGAGAAUAUCUGGAGCCGCUGUUAGAACUUACUUGUUGGAGAGAUCUCGUGUUUGCCAAAUUUCUGAUCCUGAAAGAAACUACCACUGCUUCUACCUUCUAUGUGCAGCACCACCUGAGGAAAGAGAGAAGUAUAAGCUGGAAAACGCAGAAUCAUUUCAUUAUCUGAACCAGUCUAAGUGUUAUAAACUCGACGGAAUAAGUGAUGCUGAAGAAUACCUUGCAACCAGAAGGGCAAUGGAUAUAGUUGGGAUCAGUGAGGAAGAGCAGGAUGCUAUAUUCCGGGUUGUUGCAGCAAUCCUUCAUCUUGGUAAUAUUGAGUUUUCCAAGGGAGAGGAAAUUGAUUCUUCUGUGAUUAAGGACGAGAAGUCAAGGUUUCAUCUCAAUACGACUGCCGAAUUACUCAGGUGUGAUCCAGGGAGCUUAGAAGAUGCCCUGAUCAAGCGGGUGAUGGUGACACCUGAGGAAGUUAUCACAAGAACUCUUGAUCCAGAGGCUGCCUUGGGCAGCAGGGAUGCUUUGGCAAAGACAAUAUAUUCUCGUCUAUUUGACUGGAUCGUGGAAAAAAUAAAUAACUCUAUUGGACAAGACCCUAACUCAAAAGCAAUAAUAGGAGUUCUUGACAUAUAUGGGUUUGAAAGUUUUAAGCACAACAGCUUUGAGCAGUUCUGUAUCAAUUUCACCAAUGAAAAACUGCAGCAGCACUUUAACCAGCAUGUAUUCAAGAUGGAACAAGAAGACUAUGAGAAAGAACAGAUAAACUGGAGCUACAUAGAGUUUGUUGAUAACCAAGAUGUUCUUGAUCUAAUUGAGAAGAAACCUGGAGGAAUAAUUGCCCUGCUUGAUGAAGCUUGUAUGUUUCCUAAAUCUACUCAUGAAACGUUUGCUCAGAAGUUAUAUCAGACAUUUGCCAAACAUAAGCGCUUCAUCAAACCGAAACUCUCACGAACCAAUUUUACUAUAGCUCAUUAUGCAGGGGAGGUCACAUAUUUGGCAGAUCUGUUCCUGGAUAAGAACAAAGAUUAUGUGGUGGCAGAACAUCAAGACUUAUUAACAGCUUCAAAGUGUGCUUUUGUAGCUGGUUUAUUUCCCGCUCUUCCCGAAGAAUCAUCAAAAUCCUCCAAAUUUUCUUCAAUAGGGUCACGUUUUAAGUUACAACUACAAUCUUUAAUGGAGACGUUGAAUUCAACAGAACCUCAUUACAUCAGAUGUGUGAAACCAAACAAUAUUCUUAGGCCAGCCAUUUUUGAGAAUCUUAACAUAAUUCAACAACUGCGAUGUGGUGGUGUUCUUGAAGCUAUUAGAAUCAGCUGUGCUGGAUACCCCACUAGACGUACAUUUGAUGAAUUCCUUAUCCGGUUUGGUGUUCUUGCUCCUGACGUUUUGGAUGGGAACAUUGAUGACAAAGCUGCAUGCCAGGUGAUUUUGGAUAAGAUGGGACUAACAGGCUACCAGUUAGGUAAGACAAAGGUCUUCCUACGAGCUGGUCAGAUGGCUGAGCUGGAUGCUAGGAGAGCUGAGGUUCUUGGAAAUGCAGCCAGAACAAUUCAAAGGCAAAUACGUACAUACAUUGCUCGGAAAGAUUUUGUUGUAUUGCGCCAAGCUGCCAUUCAAUUGCAGUCAUGUUGGCGAGGCGAGUCAACCCAGUGGGAAGUGCGACUCGAAACUCACCCGAAACAGGCACUUAUGAAACAGAAAGCAAACUGGGACUAUGUCCGUCUGAGAACCGAAAACCCUGACAUGGCCCUUAAUACCAUAUUGAGAGGAAUGAAGCAAUCUAUAUCCGCUUGCAAUCUGUAUGAGCAAUUGCGACAAGAAGCUGCUGCAAUCAAGAUUCAGAAGAACUUCAGAUGCUUCAUUGCCAGGGUAUCCUACUCAACGUUGCAGAAUUCCACUAUCAUAGUGCAGACUGGCAUGAGGGCAAUGACUGCUCGCAAUGAAUUCAGAUUCAGGCAACACACUAAGGCUGCUAUCAAAAUUCAGGCUCAAAUUCGUUCUCACCGUGAAUAUAGUUAUUAUAGAAGCCUUCAAAAGUCUGCUAUUGUAACCCAAUGUGGCUGGAGGCGACGUAUCGCUAGGAGAGAGCUUCGACAGCUGAAAAUGGCUGCAAGGGAAACAGGGGCCCUAAAAGAAGCGAAGGACAAGUUAGAAAAGAAAGUUGAGGAGCUUACAUGGCGUGUGCAGUUUGAGAAACGAUUGAGGACUGAGCUGGAGGAAACAAAAGCACAAGAGAUUGCAAAGUUACAGGAGGCAUUGCAGUCAAUGCAAAUACAAGUGGAAGAUGCAAAUGCUAGAGUGAUAAAAGAACAAGAAGCAGCACGGAAAGCAAUUGAAGAAGCUCCUCCAGUCAUUAAAGAAACCCCUGUCAUGGUCCAAGACACGGCAAAGAUUGAUGCAUUAACAGCUGAAGUUGAACGUCUGAUGUCGUUGCUGCUGUCAGAAAAGCAGGCUGCAGAAGAAGCUAGAAAGUCCGCUGCAGAUGCUGAGGCCAGAAACAUGGAUUUGGCUAAAAAACUAGAGCAAGCUGAGGGGAAACUGGAUCAGCUUCAAGAUUCUGCGCAAAGUCUUGAAGAGAAGCUAUUAAACCUUGAAUCGGAGAAUCAAUUACUUCGUCAACAAGCUCUGACCAUGUCACCUACAGCGAGGUCCAUAUCUGCCAGGCCCAGGAUGACUAUAAUUCAGAGAACUCCGGAGAAUGGAAAUAUACUAAAUGGAGAAACGAAGUUUGCACAUGACACUGCCCUUGUUUUGGCAACUCCAAAGGAGCCUGAAUCCGAGGAAAGGCCGCAGAAAUCUCUUAAUGAUAAGCAGCAAGAAAACCAGGACCUCCUGAUAAAGUGCAUUUCACAAGAUUUGGGAUUUUCGGGUGGCAAACCAGUUGCAGCUUGUGUCAUUUACAAAAGUCUUCUCCACUGGAGGUCAUUUGAGGUUGAGAGGACUAGUGUGUUUGACCGCAUUAUUCAAACUGUAGCUUCAGCAGUAGAGGUUCCUGAUAAUAAUGAUGCAUUAGCUUACUGGUUAUGUAAUGCAUCCACACUGUUGAUGCUACUUCAACACACCCUCAAAGCAAGUGGAGCAGCUAGCUUCACCCCCCAAAGGCGAAGGACAUCAUCAGCUUCUCUUUUUGGAAGGAUGUCACAGGGUUUGAGAGCGUCUCCACAGAGUUCAUUUCUCAACAGCCGACUGCUUGGUAGACUUGAUGACUUGAGGCAGGUUGAAGCCAAGUAUCCCGCGUUGUUGUUUAAGCAGCAACUUACUGCUUUCCUGGAGAAGAUAUAUGGAUUGAUCAGGGACAAUCUGAAGAAAGAGAUUUCCCCUUUGCUUGGUUUAUGUAUCCAGAUUCAAGGAAAUCUUAAUACAACAAAAGGAUACAAGAAUGACAUUCCAGUUCCCAUGAUGAGCUUCUUUUCUGUCCAUUCCUGUUUGGUUUCAAAACAUUAUUUCGUGCAGGCCCCCAGAACAUCCCGUGCUAGGUUAGUGAAAGGACGCUCACAAGCAAAUGCUGUUGCUCAACAAGCACUAAUUGCUCAUUGGCAGAGCAUUGUGAAAAACCUGGACAAUUACGUAAAGAUUAUGAAAGCAAAUUAUGUUCCUGCUUUCUUACUCCGAAAGCUUUUCACUCAAACAUUCUCAUUUAUCAAUGUCCAAUUAUUCAACAGGCAAUAUGUAGGCUCAGCUUGGGAUGAAUUGAAGCACAUCAGGCAGGCUGUAGGAUUUUUGGUCAUCCAUCAAAAGCCCAAGAAGACCUUGAAUGAAAUUACGAAGGAACUUUGUCCUGUGCUAAGUAUCCAGCAAUUAUACAGGAUUAGUACUAUGUACUGGGAUGACAAAUAUGGCACUCACAGUGUUUCUUCAGAUGUCAUUUCAAGUAUGAGAGUUAUGAUGACAGAGGACUCCAAUAAUUCAGUGAGCAGUUCUUUUCUGUUAGACGACGACUCCAGCAUUCCUUUCUCAGUAGAUGAUCUCUCCAAAUCCAUGCAACAAAUAGACGUGGCUGAUGUGGAGCCUCCUCCUUUAAUCCGUGAGAAUUCAGGGUUUGUGUUUUUACAUCAAAGAUCAGAUAAGUGAUCAUCAGAUUUGGGGUUCGGUUUAAAAUCCUGCCCCCAUUGCCAAACGUGAAGCAGUGGUGAUUCUUUUGUACAUUCGCUUUCGAUUGUUGUUACCGUGUCCAAUAUCUCCAUUGUAUAUUUUUCGUCAAAAUUUGCUUGGGCGACAAUUAUUGAUUGUUCGUCUGGGUUAAUAUCAGUUUUCUCUUCUCUUGCCUCGUCAACGUGAGAGGCACUGUUAGGAGGCCGUAGUGCUUAUAGGUUGUGAAGAAUUUCAUGUUAUAGGCAUAUGGAUUGGGCUUUUGAUUGGUUGUUUCCCUUGAUUUUUUUGGGGUGUAAAGUGAAUCGCAGAAUGUUAGGUUUGAUUUAUUUGUUUAUUUUUUUGGGGUAGUGUGAAGAAGAGUGCUUGCAAAGUGUUUUUGUUUGAUGCAUGCAUGGUAAUUCAAAUUGAACACCAUAAAUUCAUAUGUACAGAGAUGGAUUGGGUUUCUGCUCUUUCG
This is a messenger RNA of Striga asiatica, 5737 nucleotides long. The record is from the annotation of a GenBank genome assembly. Lineage: Eukaryota; Viridiplantae; Streptophyta; Magnoliopsida; Lamiales; Orobanchaceae.